GUGGUUGUCCUAAUUAUUGAAACACAGUGCAAAAAUGAUACUGAAGCUCUAAUACACAUAGCAUACAAUAAAUUAAUUACAAGGCGGAUCAUUGCUAAGAGGGAAAUUGACUGUACCACGGGUGAAUACAAUUUAGGUGUUAAGUGUUGCAAGAAAUGUGACCCUGGUUUUGUUAAAAAUAUUGACUGCCCAACAGAUAUUAGUGAACACUGUGUUCCAUGUGAAAAUGGAAAGGAGUACAUAGAACAUGCCAAUGAUUUGGACAAGUGUUUGAGAUGCCAUUCAUGUGACAGCAUAUUUGGUUUGGAAGUUGCAGAGAACUGUACUCCAGCACGGAACACAGAAUGCAUCUGUGCAAAGAACUAUUUCUGCAAUUCUUCUGUACCGUGCAGGCACUGUGAUCCAUGUACCGUAUGUGAAAGUGGCAUAAUUGAAAAACAGUGUACUCCAACUUCAGACACUGUGUGCGGAAUGAAAGACAAGAGAAAACGGAAUGGUUGUACUAGCAAGGAGAUCCAAGGUGAAGUAGUCCCCAAACCAGAGGUUUCUGAUGACAAUGUUCCUCUCAUAUACAGAGAUGUUGACCUGAGCAGCCAUAUUGCUGGUAUUGUGGAGGAGAUGACACUCCAAGAAGUCAAGACAUUUGUUCGCAAUCACAAAGUACCAGAACCUGUCAUAGAUCAAACUGUUCGGGAUUAUUUUAGCGAUACAUCUGAACAGAAGAUUAAGCUGUUUCAAGUCUGGUAUCAAAGACAUGGGAUAAAAGGAGCCUAUGGAACCCUAAUAAGCAGUCUGAGAGAGUUUAAAAUGUGCACUGCAGCUGAUAAAAUUGAGGAAAAACUGAAGGCAGCUGUUUCCAGCUGUCAGGAAGGGGGACAGUCUUACAAUGAUGACACUGAGCAAAGCAAAACCGGCACUUGGGAAAGAAGAAACUCUUCCAGUGAUAGUCCUGAGCUAAGUAAAAUCUGUUCUGGUAGUUUGGAAGAGACAUAA
Messenger RNA from Eurypyga helias (sunbittern), 993 nucleotides. RefSeq names its product tumor necrosis factor receptor superfamily member 6-like. Gene Ontology annotation, molecular function: protein binding; tumor necrosis factor receptor activity. Gene Ontology annotation, biological process: activation-induced cell death of T cells; motor neuron apoptotic process; regulation of stress-activated MAPK cascade. NCBI's taxonomy places the organism in Eukaryota, Metazoa, Chordata, Aves, Eurypygiformes, Eurypygidae. The transcript is spliced from 7 exons. The record is from RefSeq and is a predicted model, not a curated record. Gene Ontology annotation, cellular component: external side of plasma membrane; membrane raft; CD95 death-inducing signaling complex. The annotation marks the transcript as partial.